Messenger RNA from Baudoinia panamericana UAMH 10762, 1827 nucleotides. RefSeq lists its product as uncharacterized. Gene Ontology annotation, molecular function: molecular adaptor activity; GTP binding; GTPase activity. The coding region runs from base 1 to 1827 and encodes 608 amino acids. The transcript has 2 exons. The record is from RefSeq and is a predicted model, not a curated record. Gene Ontology annotation, biological process: cytoskeleton-dependent cytokinesis. Gene Ontology annotation, cellular component: septin ring; septin complex; cell division site. NCBI's taxonomy places the organism in Eukaryota, Fungi, Ascomycota, Dothideomycetes, Mycosphaerellales, Teratosphaeriaceae.
AUGCCAUCGUCUACAUACCACAACAAGUCGAGCAGCUCUCCCACAUACGCUGUCCGAGCUGGCAAUGCAUUUGCUCAGCAGGCCGCCAAUUCCAGCUCCUCACCUGCGUAUGGUGGUAGCGGCACGAAUGGCGAGUAUGCAGUCGACCGCAUGGAGAGCGUCACUCACCGCGGCCGGUACUCGUAUGCGAGUAACAGUAAUACCGCUCAAGGCCCGGCUCACCCCACCAACAGCCCCCGUAGGGUGCGGAGGCGGAAGGAUCCGACGCCGUUCAAUGUCCUCGUCGUUGGAGCCAAGAACAGCGGCAAGACGUCCUUCAUCUCCUUCCUCCGACAGUCUUUAGCAUUAUCCCCUGCCAAGCAACACCACCACGCCGACACGUCCAAUGACGGCCAAGCCACGGUCACCAGCUCCUCUUUCACCUCUCACUAUCUCGAGACCGAGCUGGAAGGCGAGCGGGUGGGUUUGACGCUGUGGGACUCUGCGGGCUUGGAGAAGCACAUCAUCGACCUGCAGUUGCGAGAGAUGGCCACCUUCGUCGAGUCGAAGUUUGAAGAGACGUUCGUCGAGGAGCAGAAGGUCAUGCGCAGCCCGGGCGUCAAAGAUACCCACAUUCACUGCGUCUUUCAUGUCUUGGAUCCCGUCCGGCUGGAUGCGUCGGUGGCCACUUCUGGCGGUCUGGGGGCUAGUAAUGGUCUUGAUGAGGAGAUGGACCUGCAAGUCAUUCGUGCGCUUUGGGGAAAGACUACCGUCAUCCCGGUCGUGUCGAAAGCGGACACCUUGACGAUCGGGCACAUGGCAUUCCUCAAGCGUGCCGUCUGGAAUAGUCUCAAGGCAGCCAGGCUCGAUCCUCUGGAGGCACUGGAUCUAGAAGGUGAUGAAGACGAAUUCGACGACGACCUAGACGAGGAGGAUGAAGACCGAGGCGCAGAAAACGGCGCAUUCUCGGCUCAGCACGCAGACGACGACGACGACGAAGUUAGUGACUACGACCGUGACUUCGGCGCUGACGACGACGACGACGACGACGACGACGACGACAAAAUCGGCAACAAUACACCUCACCCGUCAAGCCUCAAACGCAACGCCCACCACCGCCAAUCCUCCCUCGUCCUCCCCUCCAACCCCAACACCACCACCACCACCACCACCACAACCAACAACACGGACAACGCGGACAGCGAAACGCCGUACAUCCCCAUGUCCAUCCUCUCCCCCGACCCCUACGACUUUCAUUCCACCAGCAAACCGCCGGGCCGCCACUUCCCCUGGGGCACCGCCUCCCCCCUCGACCCCUCCCACUGCGACUUCGUCCGCCUACGCGACAGCGUCUUCUGCGAGUGGCGCGGCGAUUUGCGCGACCUGACGCGGACGAAGUGGUAUGAGAACUGGCGCACGCUGCGGCUGAGGCAUUUGCCCGGCGGGGGCGGGAGGAGGGUUCGCGGCGGGAUCACGCCGGUUGCCGCUGUGCCGCGGGAGGGGAGGACGAGUGUUAGUCCGCGGGAGGGGAGGAAUGUUUCUGCACCUUCGGCCGGGUUUGCGUCUGCGUCUGGGUCUGCGUCUGCUGGGGUGGGUGCUGGUGUGGGGGCGGGGAGUAGUGUGCCGAGGAGUGUUUCUGGUGGUGGUAUGACGGCGUCGGGUGGUAGUGGUAGUGGAGGGGUGGGGAUGGCGGUUUCUCCGUCUCUAGCUGAGCGGGGUGGCGGCGGCGGCGGCCUGAGUAAGGCGGAGAGGUUGAUGGGGAUUGGGAUUGGGGAGGCGCAGGGGUUGAGUGGGCGGGGUGGCGGUGGCGGUGGGGGGACGUAUCGGAGUGUGGAUACUUAUCAGUGA